UAUGAAGGUUGCAGGUGCAGUGUACGCAUUUAGGAUGUCACUUCAGCUCCCAUCCACGUGCUUUUGUUUACCAACAAUUGUGCAGAGAGAGAACUGGCUGGCCUACGAUCCCUUCACCUCAUCAAAUUUAUGCUGACAGCUGCUUUGUAUCACUGAAAUUUGUUGUCUAGAGGCUGGUAACAUUAAGAAGCAAGAGUGUAUAGAAAGGCAGUAAGACCAAGAGGAAGACAUCAGGCAGGAGGGGUUGUUUGGCAAGUAGAAAGAGGAGCAGGUGCUGAGCCAGGAUGAGCAAUAUUGACAUCAAGGAUGUUGUUGCUCACAUCAAAGAAGAAUUUAUAAUUCCACCGGAACCACGUGAAACAAAAACAGAAGCAAAGGAUGAGGAUGACAAAGCCUCUGCCACAGAACCAGAGGCGGACAAAACUUCAGAGCCUCCUCGCAAGAAGCAGAAACUUACAGGUACCCACAAGAACCGACCCAAGCUGGUGAAGGCUCCAAGGAGUUCCAAGCUCUGUCGUGCUUUGUGGUGCCUUGAGAAGGGAUGAGACAUCCUCUUGUUCUUAUCCCAAGUGUGACUUCAUGCAUGACAUCUCAGCAUUCUUGAGUACCAAACCAUCAGAUCUUGGACCAGAGUGCCAUAACUUCCGCACUUAUGGGAGGUGUCACUAUGGCCUGGUGUGCCGGUUUGGGGGUGACCACAUUGAAGGAGAAAGGAAUAAAGUGGAGCAGCGACCUAAUGGAGUGACUGGUCCUGCCACCACCAACACUCUCAAGAAAGAGGUCCAGCAUCUCUUGAGGAAACGGCAGUAUGACUUCACCAAGGCAAAGGAAGCCAACCGUAAGGCUCAGAGUGAUAUAGCCAAAAAUGCUGACAAAGCUAAGAAUCCUGAAAAAAAUACAGUCACAGGAACACCAACCACUGACACCAAAGCUGAUACUUCUGUUCCCCCUUCAACCAAUGACAGCAAAUCUCAGGACCAGUCAUUAGAUCCUGACAAAAACACUGACACCAAAGCUAAUACUUCUGUUCCCCCUUCAACCAAUGACAGCAAAUCUCAGGACCAGUCAUUAGAUGCUGACAAAAACACUGAAAGUACACCUCAGUCUGCCCCAGAGGACAUUAUCACAUCAGUUGAAAAUGGACAAGAAAAGUGUGACACAGAGGCUGUCAUUAAGAAUGGGGAGAAGACAGCCUGUGAGGGUAAUGGGGAGACACAUCACCUUGGUCCAGCUUCAGAUGAGGACCUUGUGAAGCCAACUGCAGGAGAGAGGAGGAAGAAAACAAUCGACUGGCGAGGAAAGACCUACCUGGCACCCCUCACCACCCUAGGCAACCUUCCAUUUCGGCGUAUCUGCAAGAAAUAUGGGGCAGACAUUACCUGUGGAGAGAUGGCCCUUGCUGCCAACCUGCUUCAGGGCUUUCCCAGUGAGUGGGCACUGGUCAAGAGACAUGCAUCUGAAGACUGCUUUGGCAUACAGCUGUGUGGAAGCAAUGCAGAGACCAUGGCCAAGUGUGCCCAGCUGCUGGAUGAGAAUGCUGACUUUGACUUCAUGGACAUCAACAUGGGCUGUCCUAUUGAUCUUAUUUACAAACAGGGAGGGGGAAGUGCCCUGAUGCGCCGCCAGGGAUGUCUGGAGCAGAUGGUGAGGGGCAUGAAACAGGUGUUGAGUCGGCCACUGACCCUUAAGAUGCGUACAGCCGUGUACCGUGACACCAAGGUGGCUCACGACCUGGUCCAGCGCGCCAAGCUGUGGGACGUCUCCAUGGUGACGAUUCAUGGCCGGUCAAAGGAGCAACGUUACCUCAAGCUGGCUGACUGGGAUUAUGUGGGACAGUGUGCAGUGGCAGCCCAGCCCAUGCCUGUCUUUGGUAAUGGGGAUGUGCUCUCCUAUGAGGACUAUAAUGCCUGCCUUAACAAUACUGGGGUGGCAGGUAUAAUGAUUGCCCGAGGUGCUCUCAUCAAGCCGUGGGUCUUCCAGGAGAUCAAGGAGCAGCGUCACUGGGAUAUCAGCUCUUCAGAGAGGCUGGACAUGCUGCGUGACUUCACCAACUUUGGCCUGGAGCACUGGGGUAGUGACAAUGAGGGUGUAGAAAAGACCCGGAGGUUCCUGCUGGAAUGGCUGUCGUUCCUGCACCGUUACGUCCCAGUUGGCCUUUUGGAGAGCACCCAAAAGAUCAAUCAGCAACCACCUGCCUUCAGGGGGCGGGAUGACCUUGAGACACUGAUGGCCUCACGCAGUGUUAAUGACUGGAUCAAGAUCAGUGAGAUGCUCCUAGGAUCAGUACCAGCUGACUUUGCAUUCCUGCCCAAACACAAGGCCAAUGCAUACUAGUGAGCAGUGGUUAGUGUCAGACCGCUGGAUGUGGCAGCACGUUAGCAGCAGCUGCAAUAUGGUCCUUGAGGUGACAUGAUGGACACCAGCACCUAGCCUCAUCAGUCACAACAAGUGCUUCCCUUCUGUAUUAGGGACCUAUAUUAUUUUGUUAUUAUUUGUCAACAAUUUUGAAAUGAGGAUGAGGUCAACAGAAAUCGUAUGGAGCAAUUAGUUGUGUAUAUCUAAAGGGACAAUUUUCCAGUGACUUUUGCUCAUGUAUAUACACCUUUAUUAAUUCUGUCCUCAGAUUUCAAUUAUUGUGAUGCACUUUUUAAUGGUAUUGAUUCAAGAAAAUGUGUUAAGUUAAACAAAAAAAAAUCUUGAAAGUGGAUGUAUUUUCUUGUUUUAUUAUUAAAUUCUUUACUGGGAUCAUUUAUUGAAACCAGUUGUUAAUUUUCA
Portunus trituberculatus (swimming crab) is the source of this 2775-nucleotide messenger RNA. RefSeq names its product tRNA-dihydrouridine(47) synthase [NAD(P)(+)]-like (gene Dus3). Gene Ontology annotation, molecular function: RNA binding; metal ion binding; flavin adenine dinucleotide binding. Lineage: Eukaryota; Metazoa; Arthropoda; Malacostraca; Decapoda; Portunidae. Bases 580 to 2334 code for a protein of 584 amino acids. The transcript is spliced from 14 exons. Gene Ontology annotation, biological process: tRNA processing. The record is from RefSeq and is a predicted model, not a curated record.